Pyrus x bretschneideri (Chinese white pear) is the source of this 2447-nucleotide messenger RNA. RefSeq names its product ankyrin repeat-containing protein At5g02620. The record is from RefSeq and is a predicted model, not a curated record. Gene Ontology annotation, cellular component: plasma membrane. Gene Ontology annotation, molecular function: protein phosphatase regulator activity; protein phosphatase 1 binding. Lineage: Eukaryota; Viridiplantae; Streptophyta; Magnoliopsida; Rosales; Rosaceae.
GUGUGUGUGUGUGUGUGUGUGUAUGUUAUAGCCAAUUCCUUUCUUGCUCUUUCUACCUCCGAAAGAAAAGGGCCUCUCAGAAAAAAGUUUCUACUUCCUUUCAUUUGUCUCCUAAAUAUGCUUUUACAGCGUGGUUGUUGAAUCCCAUGGCCCUCUAGAAACUGCUCCUGAAUUUUACGGGCUGUUUUUGGUUACAUGGAAGAGGAGAACAUACAAGCUCCUUUCUGUUUCUUCAGAACCAGGUUUGUUGAAGCUGGGAUUGAUUGGUAGAGCUCUGUUUUUUGUUGUGGAAACAGGGCAGCGAUUUGGGGUGGAGGAGAAUUCAGAACCAGAGGUGUGAGAUAGAAACCGAUUUCAAAGGCCGUGGUUUUGCUGAAUUUCAGGGGAUUUUUUUGAAUUUCUUUGAUUUGGUUUGAAGAAACGAUGACUGUUUUGGAUGAAAAAUGCAAAUUUUGAUCUGGGUUUUUGCUUGAAAGAAGAGGAAAAACUCUUGAAAUCAUUGGUUAGAAUUAGCUUGUGGAGAAGGAGAGAUAGAAAAAUAGAUAUAGAGAGAGAAAGAAGGGGGAUAUUUUUGUAACUUGCUAUAAUGGAGGCAGAAGCGGCCCCGACUGAGCAGCCGCAGGCGGUGGCGCAGCCAACCUUGUCCCGGAAGAAGAUGACCAAGCAGUUAACGGGAAAGCGCGAUGAUACGCCUUUACAUUCCGCGGCGAGGUCUGGAAGGAUGGCGGUGGUGAUGGAUAUCCUUGAAAAUACAGAAGAGGGUGAGUUGAAGGAGUUAUUGGCAAAGCAAAACUCAUCUGAUGAAACAGCACUAUAUGUUGCUGCAGAAUAUGGUUAUGUUGAUUUGGUCAGGGAGAUGAUCAAGUACUAUGAUCUCGCCAACGCCGGAAUCAAAGCGAGAAACGGGUUUGAUGCGUUCCACAUUGCUGCCAAACAAGGGGAUAUGGAUGUGUUGAAUGUGCUUAUGGAGGCUCAUCCGGAACUGACUAUGACGGUGGAUCUAUCAAACACCACGGCUUUGCACACAGCUGCGAUGCAAGGGCAUAUCGAGGUGGUGAACUUUCUAUUGGAGGCAGGAAGCAGCCUGGCAACCAUUGCUAGAAGUAAUGGAAAAACCGCGCUGCAUUCUGCAGCGAGAAAUGGUCAUUUGGAGGUUGUGAAGGCGCUUCUGGACAAGGAGCCUGGUAUUGCAACGCGGGUGGAUAAGAAGGGGCAGACGGCGCUGCACAUGGCGGCUAAGGGGCAGAAUCUUGAGGUGGUGGAGCAGUUGAUCAAGGCAGAUCCUUCUUUGAUAAACAUGGUUGACGGUAAAGACAACACGGCGUUGCAUAUAGCUACCCGGAAGGGUAGAGCUGAGAUUGUUAAGAUGCUACUCGAACACAGUGAAACCAACACAAAAGCAGUAAACAAGUCUGCAGAAACUGCCCUUGACACUGCCGAGAAAACUGGGAACCCGGACAUUAAAGCUUUUCUCCAAGAGCGCGGUGUCCAGAGUGCUAAAGAAAUCAAACCACAAGCUACAAACCCAGCUCGAGAGCUGAAACAAACAGUGAGUGACAUAAAACACGAAGUCCACCACCAGCUAGAACACACUCGCCAAACCAGAAGACGAGUUCAAGGCAUUGCCAAACGCCUUCACAAAAUGCACACGGAAGGCCUCAACAAUGCCAUAAACUCCAACACUGUCGUUGCUGUCCUCAUAGCCACGGUCACCUUUGCAGCUAUUUUCCAAAUCCCUGGCCAAUACGUUGAUGACCCCGAAGACAUUCCUGCGGGGCAGUCACUUGGCGAGGCAAACAUUGCUCCCAAACGCUUCAUAAUCUUCUUCAUCUUCGACUCCAUUGCGCUCUUCAUUUCUCUGGCUGUUGUGGUGGUGCAAACUUCUGUUGUGGUGAUCGAGAGCAAGGCGAAGAAGCAGAUGAUGGCAAUCAUCAACAAGCUAAUGUGGUUGGCUUGUGUGCUUGUUUCCGUGGCAUUUCUGGCGCUCUCUUUUGUUGUGGUGGGUCGUCAGACAUGGCUAGCAAUUGGAGUAACAAUCAUCGGAACUGUAAUCAUGGCUGCAACUCUGGGAACCAUGUGUUUCUGGGUAGUUAGGCAUCGGAUUGAGGCGAAGAACAUGAGAAGCAUUCGGAGAUCAUCGUUGGACAGCAGAUCGCGCUCGUGGUCUUUGUCUGCAGUAAUGUCUGAAUCUGAGCUGCUCAACAAUGACUAUAAGAAGAUGUAUGCAAUUUGAAACUGCUUCCAUACACGCCUGCAUCAUAUUUUUGUUUUGCCACCAUUGGGCCUAAAAGGUGUCCAUAAUUAUUAUAAAAUCAACUUCAAAAAUGUAUAUUGUCUACAAGGAGUUGAUCAUAGUUUUUAGCCAAAAUGCACCUUGAGAUCGACAUAACUCCUCAUUUUAGUUUUUGAGAUUUAAAAUUGAUGGAACUGGUCCUCGAUUUUCUCUA